GCAGUCAUCGGAGAUGGGACACCAUGGCUGACAGGGAGAAACUAAUAUUGGAUAAAUCUGGCGAAGCCCCAGAAAAUGUGCUCAAAAGAAAGGAUGGCUCAGGGCUACCCUGGUACUUUGCAAGUGGAUUUCUGCUAUUUUGGGGACUUCUGUUCUUUGCCAUAGUAAUUCCAUUUUUCUAUCGCUUACCCACGGCUCUGACAAUGGACGACGCUAACAACAAUGAAUUCAUAGCUCAGCGUGCAUACAAACAGUUGUACACAUUGUCUAAUAUAGGUUUCAAAAUGCUUGGAAGUAAGGGAAAUGAAGUUGAGGCUGUGCAGUUCCUGCUGAAGGAACUAAGGCAAAUUAAGGAAGAUGCGCUGAAAGAUUAUUUCGAUAUUGAAAUCGAUCUAUCACAGGCUUCUGGAACGUUCGCCUUAAAGCAUUCACUCAGGGUCUACCAAGGAGUUCAAAAUAUUGCUGUCAAAAUAACGCCCAAAAACAGCACGAGUGAGUCCUAUCUGCUUGUCAAUAGUCACUUCGACUCCAAGCCAGCAUCUCCGUCUGCCGGCGAUGCGGGAUUCAUGAUAGUCACGAUGUUGGAAGUUCUGCGUGUUAUUGCCACAACAAAACAGACAAUUCAACAUCCAAUCGUGUUUCUAUUCAAUGGAGCUGAGGAAGGUGCACUCGAAGGCUCCCAUGGCUUUAUAACUCAGCACAAGUGGGCUUCAAACUGCAAAGCCGUCGUUAAUCUUGAUGCUGGCGGUAGUGGAGGACGAGAAGUGCUAUUUCAAAGUGGACCCAACCACCCAUGGCUUGUAAACUACUAUAAAAAAUAUAUCAAAUAUCCCUUCGCUACUACUAUGGCUGAGGAAGGUUUCCAAUCAGGCACGAUUCCAUCGGAUACAGACUUUCGACAAUUCAACAAAUAUGGUGAUCUACCAGGUUUGGAUAUGGCCCAAUGUGUAAAUGGAUUCAUAUAUCAUACAAAGUACGAUGUAAUUGACAUAAUUCCGCCUGAGUCUCUGCAAAACACUGGCGACAAUAUUCUCAGUUUAGUGCGCGGAUUGGCCAAUGCAACAGAAUUACAUGACACAGAGGCACACAAGACUGGCCAUGCAGUCUUCUUCGAUUUUCUGGGACUUUACUUCAUCCAUUAUUCGGAGACUACGGGCAUAUUUGUGAACCUAGGAGUAUCUGCAGCUGCCUUGAUUUUUGUUUUCCUAUCGAUGUGGCGCAUGGCUGCAGUUUCCCAUCAAUCAGUUUUGAACGUAGUGCACAGCUUCAUUUUAGUUUUUGUCGUCCAGAUUAUAUGCAGCUUUCUCGGACUGGCACUUCCAUUAAUUGUUGCACAUGUGAUGGAUAAUUUGGGUCUAUCGCUUGCCUACUAUAGCUGCCCAUUGCUGCUGAUCGGCUUAUAUGUGUGCCCCUCCCUUAUCGGCCUCAGCCUACCCACUACCAUCUACUUUACAUUCCGACGCGACGAUAAAAUAUCAGCAUCCUAUCAUCUGCUACUGGCAUUACAUGCUCAGGCUGUUAUCCUAUCAAUUUUAGCUAUUGUUCUUACAGCAUACGGAUUACGAACUGCAUAUAUUCUGGUGAUUCCAAUAAUGUUUUAUGUGUUAGCCUUGGCCUUGAAUUUGUUAACUACUCUGCACGAUCGAGGCUUUGCAUGGACAGGUCUGCUUAAGGCAAGCCAGAUAAUUCCAUUCCUCUACAGCAGUUACGUCUUUUAUUUUUUUAUUGUGGUGCUAACUCCAAUGGGUGGACGAUCAUUUAGUUCAUCGAAUCCGGAUAUAACUAUUGCUCUUUUGUCAGCAGCCGGAACGAUACUUUCAUUUGGUUUUUUGGUUCCACUAAUCAACACUUUUCGACGACCCAGCUUUGUGGUGCUCACUCUGAUAACUAUCUCUGCUCUCGCCAUGUACUUGGCCAGUAGCACUCAGAUUGGAUUUCCCUAUCGACCAAAAACCCAUGGCCUGCGAGUGGCAUAUUUGCAAGUACGCAAUGUGUUCUACGAGUACGAUGGAACUCUGAUUAGAGAUGAGUCUGGAUAUUUGUUUAACUUUCAGGAUCGGCUCAAGGAAAAGCCACUCCUAGGUACAAACGUUAAUUUGACUGGCUUGAUUAGUCUUAAAUCGAAAUGCGAGCAGCAUAUGAUGUGCGGCAUGCCAUUGUAUGACUCGACGUAUGUCCUGAAUCGACUUCAAGCCAAAUGGUUGCCGCGCCUCGAACCUGUCGAGCCACCCGCUCCAACAGAAUUAAGAUUACUAAACAAAACCCUUCUAAAUACAACAACUGUCCGGUUUGAGUUUAGUUUAACGGGUCCUCCUCAAAUGAAACUCUUUAUUCAGCCGUACGAAGAUGUUUUACUAAGCAACUGGUCCUUCUUGCAAGCCUAUCUCGAGACACCAUUGACACCGCCCUUGCCAUACUUUAUCUCUUUUAGCUAUGGCAUAGACAAAUCCCCAUUAAAAUUCUUUUUGGAACUCACGAAGCCCAACGGAGACUUUGAUGUCCCUUUAUUCCAACUGGGGGUGUCUGGACAUUAUAUCGGCCACGCAGGUGAUGCCCACAGCGUAAAGUUCGCAUCUUCAUUCCCUUCGUUUGCAAUCCUCGAACAAUGGCCCGCACUUUAUCAACGAUUCAUCUUUUAAAUUUAAAUCAAUCUAGUUAAAUGUGAAGACA
Molecule: messenger RNA, 2670 nt
Organism: Drosophila hydei
Lineage: Eukaryota; Metazoa; Arthropoda; Insecta; Diptera; Drosophilidae
Product: endoplasmic reticulum metallopeptidase 1-like
Exons: 10
Coding region: 24-2639 (871 amino acids)
Biological process (GO): proteolysis
Molecular function (GO): metalloexopeptidase activity
Source: RefSeq, a predicted model, not a curated record